AUGACAUCAUGGGGGAAUCGGGCUGCCGUUGGAGAUUCACUCGUGUUAUCCGGCCAAGUCGCUAUGCUAGCUCGUGAAAUUGGCAUUUCUACACCUGACGUAGGCCAUGACAACCCCUCCUGGGAAGAAUGGGUCGAGCAAGAGGAGCGCCGUCGAACCCUAUGGGUGGCAUAUGUUCAGUUCAACCUACAGUGCAUAGCAUUCAACGUGCCGCCCAUGAUCUUGAAUCAGGAAGUGCUCUGCGGCGAAGAAUGGAAAGUGAGGAACUCUCAAGAUUGGAUGCGUAUGCGAAGCUUUCAUACCCCAGACUCAAGAAACUUUCAGCAAGUCUUAGGACAACUCCUUCAAGGUCGACAAAUCCACAAGUCGAACGCAAUAUCCGCGUUUGCGAACUAUGUCCUUAUCCACGGCUUGUUUCAAGAGAUAUUUUUUGCUCGAAAUACAGCCUCUUUGGUGGAACCUACUGGGUCUCUCCAAGUGGGCUUCGUGCAGACCAUGGAAUCGGCUUUGCGUGCAUGGCAAAAUUCCUGGGAGGCGACCUAUGAAUCAACCCUAGAUCCCUUGUCCCCCAGAGGGCCCAUGGGUUUCAACGCAACGGCUCUUGUGCGUCUGGCAUACAUUCGCCUCAAUGCCAAUACAGGGCCGUAUCGUCAACUAAGCUCUCGGGAUCCCCAGGGAAUUGCUCAUGAACUCCUUGAUGGCCGGUUUGCCGUCUAUGAACGAUCUCCUUUCCUUGACCGUGCGGUUUUGCAAUGCAUCCACGCGCUGAGUAUUCCGGACAUUGCUCGAUGCAUCGAAACCUCUAGCGCUCAAACACUACGGGACGAUGAGCGCAAGCUUCUCAACAUGGUCUAUCAUAUUUUUAGGGAGGCGGACCUAACAGAGCUUUCGUUCUGGGCGGACGAUAAUGCUGACGCAGUCCGCCACCUGGCAGCUUGCACUGCUAGACUGUGGGCCGAUAUAUUCCAAGGAUUCCAUACAUACGAGGUUUCUCGUGUUGUGGCUGAGGGCCUUGCAAUCAUCGCAGACACUCUCGACGCUCCACUUGAAACUCACAUUUGA
Molecule: messenger RNA, 1062 nt
Organism: Penicillium argentinense
Lineage: Eukaryota; Fungi; Ascomycota; Eurotiomycetes; Eurotiales; Aspergillaceae
Product: fungal specific transcription factor domain-containing protein
Exons: 2
Coding region: 1-1062 (353 amino acids)
Biological process (GO): regulation of transcription by RNA polymerase II
Cellular component (GO): chromatin
Molecular function (GO): RNA polymerase II cis-regulatory region sequence-specific DNA binding; DNA-binding transcription factor activity, RNA polymerase II-specific
Source: RefSeq, a predicted model, not a curated record